This is a messenger RNA of Bursaphelenchus xylophilus (pine wood nematode), 2457 nucleotides long. Lineage: Eukaryota; Metazoa; Nematoda; Chromadorea; Rhabditida; Aphelenchoididae. The record is from the annotation of a GenBank genome assembly.
AUGAAUUCAGAGGAUGAGUUUGAAGAAAUCUCGAGGUUUUUGGACCAAGAAUCGGGAAGUAUCCUCACGAAUGUGGCUCAGGAUUUGAUUCAGGUAAAAAACGAAAGAAAUCUAAUUCCGAAUCCUCCAAGGCCAUUAAAAGAAUUUUUUAGGAGUCCUACGGCACAUGCUGGACGUCAGAAGCCGAUUUUUUCCAUGAAUUUGGAUCUCUUCAGUCUUAUCCAGAGACCUCAUUGCAAUACGAGGUUGAUUACGCAAUCCAUGAACAGAUUCAGAAUGGGCCAGCACAAAUGGAAAUGGUCCAUGACUGGAGCUCUCUUAAUAUCCCCAUCAACAAUUAUUCAGAGGUUGAGAUGUUGCCGGAGGGCAUUCCUGAAGUGGUCGAGGAAACAGAGAACGUAGAAGCUGCAGAAAGAGAACUUAUCCCAUCGCAAUCCAACCCUUCAAUGGAUCCUGUGGCCAACCCGCCCAAGCUUCCGUCCAGGCGAUUCGAUUGCUCAGAUUGUGGAUCAUCCUAUUCCCGGAAGUCGGAUUUGACUAGACACAAAAAAGAGAAACACUCCAAAGAUUCCCUGGAUAUGACUGAAUUCUUUUGCCCCUACUGUUUGGAUCGGUUUGGACGGAGACAAAACUGCAUUCGUCAUCUAAAAAGAUGUGAUCUUGUCCCCUCAGGGCUUUCAGCGACAGAAAUAAAGGAACCGCUUACUGAAUUUCCGGGCUAAACAUGCAUUAAUACGAACCUUUCGCUGCAGAUUUUUCUAUUGUAUGUAUACGGGUAGUAAAUAUUUAUACGGGUUAUAAUAUGUGAAUAAAACAAUGAUGACUACAAGUAUUACUCGCUAUUCAUUGACAGCUGUAUUUCUUUCUUUUCACUUUGUAGUUUGUUAUUUUGAAUCGUGUGGAUCGUAUGUUUUGAGUGCUCUCAGAAUGAAGCCUCUCCAAAGGAAAUCAUUUUCAGGGUUUUUGAAUUUAAAUUAGGGAGUCGUGAGUUUACGGAUGGCGUCGUAAUUUAUCUGUCCAUUUUUUGUAUAACGAGGUUCGCAUUUUUCUUGCCGCAGGCAUUGUAAGCAAACCGAUUUGUGAAGAUAAUUUGCGACACGUUUAAUUAAAAGCCUUAUCAAAUGUUUUUUUCAACCGAAACUUUCCAAAGCCAAUCUUUCCAUCGAGAAAUGCCCAAUUCUCGGCUUCCGUUGUGUUAACCGUUGAUAUUUAUCUCUCAAACUAUAACGAAUAUCGUGAGAAAAGAUCUGCGGAUAAAUGACUAUUGAAUUUUCCGUAUUUUCUAGUCCCUGGGAGAACAGGGGUGCAAAAAAUGUUGUUUUCGAAGCGAUGAAACGUGAAAUCAUCAUUUUUUCUCUAUAAAAGUUUUGCCAGUUGCAAAACAAAUUUAGUUGUUUACACUUUUAGAAGAUGUCGUUGAAAGGUAAAGUCGCGUUGGUCACCGGAGCCUCCCGAGGAAUCGGAAAGGGGAUUGCCGUUGAAAUUGGCGCCGAGGGAGCGACUGUUUAUGUAACUGGAAGGAAACCCGGACAAGCUGUGAAACUGGAGACAUCAACAACUUUGUCCGAAGUUGCCGAUGAAAUCACUAAAAGGGGAGGCAAAGGAAUCGCCGUUUAUGUUGACCACUCUGAUCCGGAAGAUGUAAAGAAACUGUUUGAGAGAAUUGACAAAGAACAGAAUGGACAACUCGACAUCUUGGUGAACAAUGCCUAUUCUGCGGUCCCUUUUCUGAUGGGAAACAUUGGAACCAAGUUCUAUGAAUUCAAACAAAAUCCAGAAGAGGUCUGGGACAUUGUGAAUAAUGUUGGAUUGAGAAAUCAUUAUGUCUGUUCGACCUACGCCGCCAGAUUAAUGGUGAAGAACAAGAAGGGGCUGAUUGUUCUGAUCGGAUCCCUCGGGGGACUCAGACAUCUCUUUAAUGUUGCAUAUGGUGUUGGAAAAGAUGCGGUAAGAUGAGCGUACAUCUUCUAUCAUAAUCUGAUCUAGGUUGACCGGCUCGCUGCAGACUUAGCUGUGGAGUUGCAAGGGACAGGAGUCAACUGUGUCUCAGUGUGGCCGGGAGAAGUGAGAACCGAAUAUAUCGAUGUGAAUGUCGUCCAGAAGCAGACUGGGGUCAGUUUAGGAGCUUUUUCAGAAAAAACUUUUUAUAGGAAACAGCGGAUGCUUUUGCCGCGGGCGAAGAUAUAGGCUAUUCUGGACGUGCAAUUGCUAAGUUGGCGACCGAUCCUGAUGUUGCGAAGUAUCACGGGAAAAUUGUUUUGAGCACCGAAUUGGCCGAGAAAUAUGGAGUCAGAGAUCUGGAAGGAAGUGGGUUGUAUUCAAAUAUUUUAUCCUUUUGACAAGCCAGUGAACCGAUUUCUUUCAGAGAUCCCACAGCCAAUCUACCUGGAGGAGAGAAGGAACUACGCCAAUACUAUUAACAAAAUUAGGACUGCUGGGAUCAAAUACGACUCCUAA